AUGAGCCGCGCAUCGGAGGAUGUCUGGUUCAGUGAGAAGAUGUUUGAACCAUCAUUCUGUUUUUAUACUGGAUAUAAAAUCCCCUUGUGCAAAACCUUGGACCAGUAUUUUGAAUACAUCCAGUCAUUGCCAUCCCUAGAUAACCCCGAAGUCUUUGGGCUUCACCCUAAUGCUGAUAUCACGUAUCAGAGUAACACUGCCUCUGCUGUUCUUGACACAAUUACCAACAUUCAACCCAAAGAGAGUGGAGGUGGUGGGGGAGAGACCCGGGAAGCCAUUGUUUACAGAUUAUCUGAAGAUAUGCUGAGCAAACUGCCUCCCGAUUACAUUCCUCAUGAGGUGAAAGCUCGUUUGAUAAAGAUGGGACACCUUAAUUCAAUGAACAUAUUUCUUAGACAAGAAAUUGACAGAAUGCAAAAAGUCAUUAUGACACUUCGCAGUAGCCUGAGCGAUCUAAAAUUGGCCAUUGAGGGAACAAUCAUUAUGAGUGAGAACUUGAGAGAUGCCCUGGACAACAUGUAUGAUGCUCGUAUACCUCAGCUGUGGAAAAGAAUAUCGUGGGAUUCAUCCACACUGGGCUUUUGGUUUACUGAACUUUUGGAAAGAAAUGCUCAAUUUUCUACUUGGAUAUUUGAAGGGAGGCCUAACGUGUUUUGGAUGACCGGUUUCUUUAAUCCCCAAGGCUUCCUUACAGCAAUGAGGCAAGAAGUGACCCGUGCCCACAAAGGCUGGGCACUGGACACCGUGACCAUCCACAAUGAAGUUCUGCGGCAGACCAAGGAGGAGAUCACAUCACCGCCAGGGGAAGGUGUGUAUAUUUAUGGGCUGUACAUGGAUGGAGCAGCCUGGGAUAGACGGAAUGGGAAGCUCACAGAAUCCACCCCCAAGGUGCUCUUCACACAGCUACCAGUGCUGCAUAUUUUUGCCAUUAACUCCACAGCACCCAAGGACCCCAAACUGUAUGUGUGUCCUAUUUACAAGAAACCGAGGCGGACUGAUUUGACUUUCAUUACUGUGGUAUAUUUGCGAACAGUGUUGUCCCCAGAUCACUGGAUCCUGAGAGGAGUGGCUCUUUUGUGUGACAUCAAGUAAGUUCAUUUCCACCUGCUGAGGGCCAUGUAGACAGCCUGUACUAUUGAGAGACGCAGUGAUGUGUGUCUUUUCUCCCUGACAAUUGCUUGAUUACUCUUCCUAAAUUAAAAAGUUGAUGUUCUAAAA
This is a messenger RNA of Galeopterus variegatus (Sunda flying lemur), 1218 nucleotides long. Its product is annotated as dynein heavy chain 8, axonemal-like. The record is from RefSeq and is a predicted model, not a curated record. NCBI's taxonomy places the organism in Eukaryota, Metazoa, Chordata, Mammalia, Dermoptera, Cynocephalidae. The transcript is spliced from 7 exons. Gene Ontology annotation, cellular component: dynein complex. Gene Ontology annotation, molecular function: minus-end-directed microtubule motor activity; dynein intermediate chain binding; dynein light intermediate chain binding. Gene Ontology annotation, biological process: microtubule-based movement. Bases 1 to 1092 code for a protein of 363 amino acids.